UAGGAGCAAGGGACCAAAAGAUCAAGAAUUUUUGAUUGAAUUAUAUAAUAUUGCUUAUUAAAUCGUUAAAAUUAUAACAAAUACCAAAAAGAAAAUUUAUUUGAACAAAUUUAUUUACAAUUAAAUAAAUCUUUUAUAAUUAACAAAAAAUUAUGUUUGGCAAAAUCUUUGUCGAUCCUAUAGUAUGAAAUAUAGAGACCUAAGUAUAAUUUUUUAAUGCUUUAUAAAAGGGAACAGGAUAAAAGAAAUAGAACAUGUUUCGUAUACGAAAAAAUUUUUUACCACGGAAAAUAUCGGAUAUAUCCGCUUUCUUUUUAUUGAUAUCGGCUAUGCCAGCUACCUAUAUGUUUGAAAUUUUUAUUGUGUUUCCUACUUUAUAUGGAUCAUGGACAUUUCAACAUUGGUUUCAUGUUAUUUUCGGUACUUUUCUUAUGUUCCAAGUAACUUCUAACUUAAUAGCUUUAGUAAUGGUGGACACAAGUAUUAAAAAUGAAAUUCUUAAGAUGCCAGAUAAUAAAGAGAAAGCUAAAUCCUGGCAUUUUUGUGCAUGUUGUGAAUCUGCAGUUCCACCUAGGUCAUGGCACUGCCAGAUUUGCAGAACAUGUAUUCUGAAGAGAGACCAUCAUUGUAUAUUUGCUGGAUGUUGCGUUGGGCACAAAAAUCAUCGUUUCUUCUGUGUUUUUGUUAUUUAUAUGUUCGUCAGCACAUUUUACACAACCUUGCAUAACAUCAUUUAUUUCUACUCACAAGUAGAGUUUCAUAAAUUAGUGACACUAAUCAAAAUGAUAUGUCCAUUGUUAAUGUUUAUUCUAGAUAAUUCACUUAUUAAUAUUUAUAUAUUUUUGUUUGAUAUUAAUGUUUUUUGUUUGUUCUUUUCUUUAAUAAUGAUCUUAUAUCAUUCAAAAAUAAUUCUUAGUGGAAGAGUAAGUCAUGAAUACGAAAAGCAAAAAUCAAAUAGUACAAAGUAUGAUUUAGGAUGGAAAAAAAAUUUAUUAGUUGUUUUUGGCAAGAGAUGGUAUUUAGUUUUUGUGUCACCUUUUUGUCACAGCGAAUUAUUAAUGAAUGGCAUUAAUUGGGAAUUAUUUGAAGAAAAUUCUUUUAAAAAUAAGUAGUUUAUACUAUAACUUUUAUGAAGUUUUACAGUACUUAAAUUAAAUUUUGUUUGUUGUUUGCUUAUAUGUAUAAAUAAAAACGUUUUUUUUAGUUAUCCGAA
Condylostylus longicornis is the source of this 1213-nucleotide messenger RNA. Its product is annotated as probable palmitoyltransferase ZDHHC24. Gene Ontology annotation, molecular function: palmitoyltransferase activity. The transcript is spliced from 5 exons. The coding region runs from base 255 to 1112 and encodes 285 amino acids. NCBI's taxonomy places the organism in Eukaryota, Metazoa, Arthropoda, Insecta, Diptera, Dolichopodidae. The record is from RefSeq and is a predicted model, not a curated record.